AGUGCAUCCGGGAUAGGUCGUGCAUCUCUGUAUCCGUCGACUCUCAACCAGCCGAUCCACAUCUCACGUAUGGGAUCAAAACAACAGAAUUUUGCAGAAACAUGCCCGCCGCUGCUCCUAGUCCAGUAUGCUAAUUUGCUAAUAACCCCCUCUGUCAAUUACACUUCCUAAAUCUCGUCUCUCUCUCAAUCCCUAAUCACGGUCGCAACCUCCAUCCCAACGAGGGCAUCGGCCGCGGCAGCAUGCAUCCGCAGGCACAAUCCCCACGACGGAUUUCGUCUGCCCUGACGGGAUGCAUCUCCGAACUCCCCAUCAGCUUGGUGGAAAAUUUCUCAUCGCGUGAUAAGCUGCAACAGAUCGUGACGGCGGCUUCUACUGUUAAAGAUGUUGAACAUGUAUCAGCGGUGAUCCAUAAUUCAAGUGUUGACCCUCGGCAUGCCUCUGCAUCUAGCCAUCGUACGGCCGAUCUCACGUGCCCUGCUACGUCUGCUGAAAAUACUAGUACUGCAGAAUAUGAAUCAAACUUGAGUAUGGUGGAUGGAGCUUCAGCUACAGAAUCAGGUAAAAGCUUGCAAACUCAAAUGAGCGAGGGAGAAUUUAGGACGCCAAGAAAGAAAGAAAGCAUUCCCCUAUUUGUGAGUUUAAUAAACUAUGAUUCACCAUGCUUCUUAUCAGUUCAGAGAUUUAUGCAUAAUGAUGAUUAUUGUGAUUCAUUAUUGAUGUUUCAGUGCUCGUCUUUUACGCCAAGUUGCGACGAAAAUUUUGAAGGGCUUGAGGCUGUGGAGGAUUUCUACAAGUCGUAUGCACAUUAUGUGGGUUUUGGAGUUCGUGUCGGACAACAGAAAAUGUUGAACAAAGAAGUGGUUCAGACAAAGCGUUUCAUGUGCAGUAGAGGAGGAUUUAGGACUGAGAAGAACAAGGAGAUUAAAGACCCAUCAAACCAAUCAAUGAAAAGCCGUAAGAUACAACCACACGAUGCGGUUGUGAUGCACAUAUCUUCGUCAAGUUGUGUGGCGACAACACCUACAAGAUACAGUCAUGGGUUGAGUACCAUAGCCAUGGCCUUGUAUCACCUGAUAAACGUCACUUGAUCAGAUCAAAUCGUAAAGUUAAUGAGAGGGCAAAAAAUGUAUUGAAUUCUUUGAUGGAUGGAAAUUUGAGUUUCUUGAACUGUCUUCCUCUUAUUUUCUCUGAAUUGAUGCAUAUUGAAUAGAGUGUAUGAAGCA
Molecule: messenger RNA, 1226 nt
Organism: Triticum aestivum (bread wheat)
Lineage: Eukaryota; Viridiplantae; Streptophyta; Magnoliopsida; Poales; Poaceae
Exons: 2
Coding region: 243-1091 (282 amino acids)
Source: RefSeq, a predicted model, not a curated record